AUGUCGACACCAAGGCCCUCCAUGAAGCUCCUUGUUGAGUCUGGUAUCGUUCCGCGAGCUCCGAACCAAAGGCCUCUCACAAGAGUAGCUAUUACUUCAACAAUAGGGAAACGAUCAGUUUCCCUAUCCCUUGAACCUUUCUUCUACUUAAUGACGCAAACCUCUCCAGAACUGAUUAGGGAUUCUGUCGCCGGGGCUAUAAAUCGAAUGAGGAGGGGAGGGGUAAAUAAUCUAUGA
Nezara viridula (southern green stink bug) is the source of this 237-nucleotide messenger RNA. The record is from the annotation of a GenBank genome assembly. NCBI's taxonomy places the organism in Eukaryota, Metazoa, Arthropoda, Insecta, Hemiptera, Pentatomidae.